This is a messenger RNA of Notolabrus celidotus (New Zealand spotty), 2875 nucleotides long. Its product is annotated as polypeptide N-acetylgalactosaminyltransferase 15-like. The record is from RefSeq and is a predicted model, not a curated record. The transcript is spliced from 10 exons. Lineage: Eukaryota; Metazoa; Chordata; Actinopteri; Labriformes; Labridae. Gene Ontology annotation, cellular component: Golgi apparatus. The coding region runs from base 285 to 2219 and encodes 644 amino acids.
UGGAUAAGAGACAAAGUGUGCGCACCUCUCAGACUGAAGUUCAGAGUGUGUCCUGAUUCUACCUUUUCUUCUCUUGCUCCAGAACUGGUACUCCAUGGAUGCUGCGCUACACUUCAAAGAGCUGAUCGGUGAUUGAUUUCAUUUUCUGGAUAAUUCCUGCAGUCUCAUUACCUUUCUGGGAUGACUUCAAAGUGGAAUCGAAGCUCAAACAUGGGAAAGCUGAGGAAACACUGGGCUGACUUCUAAGCACUGGAUCCUUCUUUUCCUCCUCGCAAUUUUUUAUUAUGAGGCUGUGGGUCAGAGCUGCAGCUGUCCGGAGGAGGGUGGUCUGCCUCUGGCUGCUGCUCCUAGUUUUCGCCCUGGUCGGUCUGGCCCUUUCAGAUCUCUUUAACCAGGACCGGGAUCAUGGUCAUCCGAAUCCGAAUCCUGGUCCUCCUCGCCGACCCCUCCAGCGGAUCCCCAGUGCGCCGGACCUGGAGAUCAUUGUAAACUCCUGGGACCCUGCAUUAGAGCUCGGUGUGGAUGUCGCCGCUCUGGAAUCACUGCAGGAAGACCAGCUUUUAUUUGUUCCAUCGACGCAGGGCACAAAGAGUCCGCUGCAGGGGAAGGGGAGUUAUAAGGUGAUUCUACCAGGGGUUAGUAAGGAAACCGCAGCUCCUGUGCCACGGACGCACAGUGAAACUGGGAAUGAAGUCCAGCUACAACUAAGGGACAAAUACACUGAGUUGGAGCUCUCUGCGGUGCAGAAAUUUGGAUUAAACGAGGUAAUCAGUGAAAGAAUAUCUUUGCAUCGCAGGUUGCCUGACGUGCGCCAUCCUGGGUGUUUAGGGGAGCAGUACAGCGAGUCUCUGCCGUCAAGCAGUGUUAUUAUCUGUUUCCACGACGAGGCUUGGUCCAAGCUGCUGCGCACCAUGCACAGCGUGCUGGACACCGCACCCAAACAGUAUCUGCAGGAGGUCCUACUGGUGGACGACCUAAGCACGCAAGGACACCUGAAGAGCGUGCUGAGUGAGUAUGUGUCUCACCUGGACAGGGUGCGUUUGAUACGCAGCACCAAGCGGCUGGGCGUCGGAGGGUGUCGAUCUCUGGGUGCUGCUCGAGCUGCAGGGGAGGUGUUGGUGUUCAUGGACUCCCACUGUGAAUGUCAGAAGGGCUGGCUUGAGCCGCUUUUGGAGAGAGUGGCCCAGGACAGGACCAGAGUGGUGUCCCCCAUCAUGGAUGUGAUAGACUGGCAGACCUUUCAGUACAAUGCCACCCAGUGGCCAGUGAGGGGAGUGUUUGACUGGAGGCUUGACUUCCACUGGGAAUCAAAUCUUCAGCUAAAACCUAAAGAUGCAGACUCAGCAGUUCUACCAUUGAAGAGCCCAGUAUUAGGAGGUGGUGUUGUGGCCAUUGACAGACAUUUCUACCACAGCGUGGGGGGCUACGAUCCGGGCAUGCUGCUGUGGGGAGGAGAACAGAUUGAGCUGUCAAUCAGGGUUUGGUCCUGCGGGGGCUCCAUGGAGGUAGUCCCCUGCUCCCGUGUGGCUCACCUAGACCAUCACCACUUGCCUUACCGCUUCCCAGAUCAGGAAAUUCUUCAGAGGAACAAGAUUCGCAUUGCAGACACAUGGAUGGACGCAUACAGGAAGAUCUUCUACAGGAGGGAUACGCUCGCUCAUUUCAUCAGACAGUCUGAGAGUCCAAACAUCACAGAGCGUCUGCAUCUUAAAAGAAGUCUUGGCUGCAGGAACUUCCACUGGUACCUGACGACAGUUUACCCGCAACUUUAUAUCCCUCAAGACAGACCUGCUCUUUCAGGAGAGCUGUACAAUGUGGGCAUGGGCAGCUGCGCAGACCUCCCGCGGGUGCAGGGUCUGCAAGGUGCUGUCAUGAAUGUAGCGCCCUGCAGCGGGACAGGCAGCCAGCACUGUGACCUGAACUCUGACUCUGAGGUGCGGUGGGGUCCCAUGGGGGCUCUGUGUUUGGACAGAGAAGGAGAGCGGGUGGUUAUGUCUCCGUGCCCAAAACAGCGACCGACCAGCAGUGGACACCAGUGGAAGUUCAUAAAGUUGAGCGGUCAGCUUGUGCACCAGCAGUCCCAGUUAUGUAUGGAGGCUGUGAAGGAAGUAGAGAUCCCACAAAGCAGCACAGGAGGUCUGUUUCUGCGGACAUGCUCCCACCACCCACGGCAACAGUGGCACUUUGAGCAACUUGUAGCCCCUAAAAGUGCCCGCUAAAUGGAAAUGCAAUAUUUAAAACCUUGGCACGUGCUAUCAUAAAUAUUCUAUAAAUAGUGGCAAGUAGUGAAAGAUAAUAGAAAAUAUACAGGUGAUCAUCUAUCUGCUUCACUUUGCCACUCUGCUUUUCUGUUCCUGUUUUAAGGAUUGCAAAUAGUAUAAUAUACUAGAUUCCAAGUAUAUGAGCUGGGGCCUGUUUUUUAUAAUGUAUGAUGUUGAAUGUGAUCAAAUCCCUCCAGCCUGCUGCCAAAAUCUGUAAAAAAUACUUUUAGACGUGAUUAGGUUAAAGAGCUUUUGUAGAAAAAUAUAUUAUUGUAUUUAUUUACAUAUCUAUUUUUACGUGUAAAAUGAUCUUUGAUUUCAGUAAAAGCUUUCAUUUAUCAACGUGUACAUAUUUUCUAGGAAUUUCUGGGAGGUAUAUGAAUGCAUUCAGAAGACAGAAUCACAUCCAAAACAAAGACAUCUCUGAGAACAAUAAAAAAUAUGCAUUAAUGAAGGAAUGCUGAAGUGUAAAAAAAUGGUUACAAAAAUCAAAACUCCAAUGUUGAAAAAUAUAGCCAGGCUGGCUUAAAAAUCAGAGGAAUUUUCGUCUAGGUCCCAUGUUACAGUGCUCAACGUUUAAGCAAAAAUAAACCUGCUUACAGCCUGGUUGAUAA